Suncus etruscus (white-toothed pygmy shrew) is the source of this 825-nucleotide messenger RNA. RefSeq names its product hepatitis A virus cellular receptor 1 homolog. Gene Ontology annotation, biological process: positive regulation of mast cell activation; phagocytosis, engulfment. NCBI's taxonomy places the organism in Eukaryota, Metazoa, Chordata, Mammalia, Eulipotyphla, Soricidae. Gene Ontology annotation, molecular function: phosphatidylserine binding; virus receptor activity. The record is from RefSeq and is a predicted model, not a curated record. Gene Ontology annotation, cellular component: cell surface. The transcript is spliced from 6 exons. Bases 1 to 714 code for a protein of 237 amino acids.
AUGUGCCCGUGGGUUGCCAUCGCUGGACUCCUGGUCUUCGUGACAGAUGCUGCUGCAGCCCGUGAUGUCUCAGGAGUGGCGGGGUACCCUGUCACACUUCCCUGCACCUACUCCUCAGCCUCCACCAGCAUGUGUUGGGGACGAGGGCCCUGCCCGAACUCCCAGUGCUCAGAUGUCCUUAUCUGGACAGAUGGCUCCAAAGUGACCUAUCAGAAGGCUCCACGCUAUGAGCUGCAGGGCAAAAUCACCCAGGGGGACGUGUCACUGACCAUCAAGGAGGCAACCCUGGCCGACAGUGGUGUCUACUGCUGCCGCAUCGAACACCCAGGCUGGUUCAACGACCAAAGACUCACCUUCUCUCUGGAGAUAAAGCCAGAUGUGAAUGACACCGCGGUGACACAGACGUGGGAUGGUGCUGCGCAUGAGAAUCAGACGCUCACAUCCCUGGCAAAGAACCCAUGGAUGACUACCAGCAAGGGACUCGGCAUUGGCUUCUCCAUCGUGGCAGUGGUGCUGGUCACCUUCUUGGUUAUCCCGGUUGUCCUGGUUACCAAAAAGCACUUGUUCCCGAGGAAGAAGCAGCAGCAGCAACAGCUGAGCAUGAUGACACUGCAUGGCCCCAACGUGACAGCGCUGCAGAGUGCAGCUGCAGCCCAGGUCCGAGCAGAAGAUAACAUCUACACAGUGGAGGACAAUCCCUACGUCAUCGAUUAGGCCUGGCUCUUGGACUGGCCACCAGCACUGCUGCUCCAUCCCAGCCUGUGGAGGCAAGGCAUGUGAGAACCACAAACACAAUCUCUAUGCCUGGCAACCAAAUCUUGGCAA